Molecule: messenger RNA, 474 nt
Organism: Fusarium subglutinans
Lineage: Eukaryota; Fungi; Ascomycota; Sordariomycetes; Hypocreales; Nectriaceae
Exons: 2
Coding region: 1-474 (157 amino acids)
Source: RefSeq, a predicted model, not a curated record
AUGCGAGGCCACUGGGGAUUAGCCGAGCCUUUUGUAGCGACAAAAGCAAACGACAAAGUCUACGAAGCACGCGUGGACGGGCUCUUGCGAAUCAACCAAAAGAAUACCCGUGCUAUCAUCGAAGUCAAGCCUUUCAUUCGGAAUGCAUCUCCAGAGACCCUCGAUGGAAUUCGCAUGCAAGAAACAGCCCAGAUGGCGGCCUGGAUAGCCCAAGACCCUCCAUCCCUGACUGGGCCCGCGUCCAAUAGAUUCACACGCCUCCUGGUCUCCCAGGAUCACGGCGAGAUCUACCUCAUCAUUGCCAGUUUCAGUGCCGAGUACGUCGAGUACAUCUGUGCUCGCAGCGUCCGAAGAGCAACCAAGGAUUCAUUUCUCGAGAUGAACGAGUAUGGCCCGUUCUUCGUCAAAGAUCCCAAGCACAUGAAGCAGUUAGGAACGAUCCUUCUGGCCGUCUCCAUUCAAGGCGGCUUAUAG